Messenger RNA from Ectocarpus sp. CCAP 1310/34, 1932 nucleotides. Lineage: Eukaryota; Phaeophyceae; Ectocarpales; Ectocarpaceae. The record is from the annotation of a GenBank genome assembly.
AUGCUCAAGUUUGUGGCACCGAAGGUGCUACAGAAGCAAAGGGAGUUUGCCGACCUCCGUUACAUGAUCUGGUGCUGCAUCAACCUGCGGCCGAUGCAGAUGCGGUACGACGACGGCUUCAAGCUCUUCGUGGGCGCUCUGUCACCCCAGUACGUCGACACCACGAUGGCCGCCACCACCUUCAACAAGUUGCUGGACACGCUGCACGACAGGAUGAAGCAGGCUGUCGUGGACGACUUGCGGUCGGUGCGCGAGGAGUGUCUGGGCAUGGGAUAUGGCGGAGCUUUCCUUGGUGCCCAGCUAGAUCUCACGACUGUGGCCGGCGAAGAGUACAUCACUUUCGCCGUGUCGUACGUCAAAAAGGGUGACACGGAUGUUAGUCGUGUGUCGCUUGCGACACGAGCGUUUCCGGGCAGCCACACUGCCGACGACAUCAAACCCUGGAUCGAAGCGCUCACGCUGGAGUACUUGACGGACUUGAUGGGGGGAUCGGUCGAGUCUCAGGACGUCUUCCUCGCGUUCACGGUGGAUCAAGGGAAAAACGUCGUGAACGCGUGUACGGCGUUGGGAGUCCCGGUCGUCGAGUGCAACUGCCACCGCGUCAACUCCGCGGUACUGUGGGCGCUUGGCAUUGCGGGUUCUGUGACGACUUGCAAGAACAAGCCGAUGAAGAAGCUGGCAGCGUUGGUCGGUGUCUUCAGCCACUCUGCUGUCAACAACGACAUGCUGAAGGAACUCCAGCGGCUGGAGGCGGAUCUUCACCGUAUCUACGAGACCAUCCGGCGAAACGACACUAGGUGGACCAGCCAGCAGAAGAUGAUGGGUCGCCUUCUGAUCUUGAAGAAGCCCAUCAGCGAGUACUUCCGGCGACUAGCCCAGCAGAACUCCCAGAACAAGCAGCUGAAGCGGAAGCUGACUGCACACGAGUGGACCGUCACCAACGAGGUGUGCAGUCUCCUGGAGACCGUCUCCGAGGUCACGAUCCGCAUGCAAGGCGCCACGGACACCCACCUCAGCCAGGCGACGUUCAUCAUCAACGAGGUGAUCGACAUGCUGACGACGGACUAUCACCCAAUCCGGGUGGAGUCCGCCAUCGUCACGCCGCCCCCACCGGCAGCGGGCAUCAUCCCAACUGAGGGGGAGGGGCAGAACGAGUCUUCGCUGGACGGCAUCUCCACGGCGGAGACCCAGGUGACAGACCUCACCCUAGAAGCGCAGGACGUGGUCCAGGUGCUACUGGAGGUGAUGGACGAGAAGGGAGUGGGGAAGGCGCUGCAGUGGGUGGAGCGAUUGUCCGUGCUGCUGGAUCCAAGGCGGAAAACGCUGGACGAUACACAUCUCAGAAACGGCUCCUCGGACCUCAAGACCCAAGCCGAAGCGGACUUGAAGGCGUUCAUCGGCAAGUUCGCGCAAGAGUCUGCUCCGUCCACGCCUGCGCCUGCGCCAGUGGUCAACGUCGACACCGCGGAACCUGCUCGCAAGAAGAAGAAGCCUACUUCGAGAUUGGAGCAACGGCGCGCUGCACGUUUGGCGGAGGCAGUGGCAGGCGGUGGUGGUGGCAGCGGCACCACCGAUCCUAAGGCUGCCGGCGCGGGCCGGCGCGUGCUGAUCGAGCGAGAGAUGCUGGUAUACUUAGCGGAGCAGCCUCAGGUCGACGUCGAUGACUUCAACCCUCUGGGAUUUUGGAACCGGCGGGGCACUGACAGCGUGUCCGCGGCGACUGGGAAGGUUUCGUCUCCGGCCGAGAUGCCGUACCUGGCGUUUAUCGCUCGGUUGCACCUCGGGAUCGAGGCCACCAGCUGCCAGGCCGAGCGCAAUUUUUCAGCGCUCGCUCACCUCAUCGGCGACCUUCGCUGCAACUACUUUCGCACAGGGUCGAGCGCACGAUGCUGGUCCGGCUCAACAAGCACCUGCUUGCUGAGGCGCAUGUAG